AUUUUUGUUUUGGUUGAGAAAUGUGGAUACAUUCCGCGUACCGCGUUUCGGAUUCGGAAGCCAUAUUUAUCUUGUGAUAUAUGCAUUUUUUAUAUUAUUAGACUAAUAUUAUGUUAUUAAUCGUUUGAAACGAUAUAAUUAAUAUAAUUUUACGUGUUUGACGAAAGUUGAUUGGAUUUUUCAACGUAUAUAUUUCAAAUAUAUAGCAAUGAGCGAGAAGAAAGAAGUAGAAGGUGGAUCGAAAGCUGACGACAGCAAGGAAAAGGAAUUAGUCGAUGAGAAAAAGACGAAAUCUAAAAAAGGGAGUACCUCGAAAAAAGCGAAACAGAAUAAUGCAGUAGAAGAAACCAAUGACGAUUCUAAAGAGCCAUCUUCCUCAGAAAAGGAAACUACUGCUGAGGCACCGAAGACUAAGAAAGCUUCGAAAAAGUCCAAAGAAACCCAGAACGGCGAUGAGGAGCAGGAGGAAUUAGAUGAUGAUGUCGAAGUCAAAAAGAAAAUUCCUUUGCUCGACCAGCCACCGAUUAUCGAAGGAAGUCGAGUACGUACCUGUGUUUUAAAACCUCCAGCUCCUGAGCCUAAGCAAGUUGUCGACGUUCCCGCUGGAAAAGGAAAACCUUUGGGUAAAAUUCCUAUCGUCAAUCAAAGACUGAAGCGUUUAAGAAUCACAACAAUAAAGAAUUUACAUCGAUUAAUAUUCGGUCGUAUUGGGAAAAUUUCGUUAGUACUUUCCAAUAUUCAAAAGUUCAAAGGUUUUCCUUUUGCCGAAGACUCCGACGACUAUAACAGAAAAGCGACCGCACUUAACAAACUGCAUAUGGAUGAACUGAAAGAGUUGGUUUUCUCUUUCGAUUUAGAUAUGAAGCUCAAAAAGAAAGACGAAUGUGCCAAAGAAAUUUUGAACUUCCUAGUUUCGCCCAAAACUUCCGAAAAGACUCAGAAUGCUUUUAUUAGCCAUCCGAAAAGAAAAGCUACGAAACGGAACUAUUUCGAUGCUGAUGUGGAUGAUGCAGAUAAUAAGAAACGAAAGAAGCCUAAACCUGCCGCAGAAGCGAAAAAAGAAAAAUCUUCGGAAGAUGAUGAAGCAGCUAAGACAACAGCGAAGUCUUCGAAAGCAAAUGAAAAAAGUCCCAAAGCUGAUGAAGCGUCGGAGAAAAAUGAUGAUCAGGAUAAUAGUAAUGAAUUGAAGAAACCGGCCAAAAAACGCAAACGUAAUCAAAUAAUCGAAGAAGAAGAUAAUAAAAAAACUAAACAAGAUGAAAAAUCCGAUGGCGAAGAGGACGAAUCCGAAGAGGGAAACGCCGCAACUGCCGCAAGUGAUUCACAAUCUCCAAAAAAAAACGCCAGCAAAAAGGAUAAGCUGAGUGAUGAAGAAUUGACAAUUUUCUUAAAGAGAGUUUUAGCCGAUUUAAAUUUGGAGAAUACUACAAUGAAGACUGUAUACAAUUUAAUUAGUUCCGAGUACCCGACGUACGACUUUUCCCAGAAAAAACGUUUCAUCAAAGGUGUCGUUAAAUCGCUAAUCCAGUAACAUGUUCGUUCAGUUUCAGUACAUGCCUACAUGGAUAUUGGAACGUUCAUUAGAUGAAUUAAGUACCUUUCUUUUCUUUUCGCACGUAGAGUAGCUUUUUCAGUUUUCAUUUCAUGUGUGCGUAUGUUUAAGAAUUUCAUUUGUUAUAUUUUCGAUUUAAAUUUAUACUAUGUGUUAGAAAUUAUCGAAUUUUAGUAUUGUUUUUCCUCUUCCUUUCCCCCCUUUUUUAAAAAAACUUGACCUGUUCUCUUUAUUUCCUACCUUGAUAUCUUAAUUUUAUACAGCGGUAUACCAUAUUAUUAUUUUUAUUAUUUUACAUAACAUAUUAGGUACCUAAGUAGUAGGUAUUGAUUAUAAAACCUUGAUUGUAUAUAAGCCCGAUAUUGGCCAAAAAUUGGAUUUAUUUUUUUUUUGUUUUUGAAAGUUGAAAACUUCUGCAAUAAAAUUUAUUGUGUAUUAUAA
This is a messenger RNA of Planococcus citri (citrus mealybug), 1993 nucleotides long. Its product is annotated as protein DEK-like. Gene Ontology annotation, biological process: chromatin organization; regulation of double-strand break repair. Bases 209 to 1531 code for a protein of 440 amino acids. Gene Ontology annotation, cellular component: nucleus. The record is from RefSeq and is a predicted model, not a curated record. Lineage: Eukaryota; Metazoa; Arthropoda; Insecta; Hemiptera; Pseudococcidae. The transcript has 9 exons. Gene Ontology annotation, molecular function: histone binding; DNA binding.